AUGUCAACAAUCCAACUUCUUGUUUUCUUUCUCUUUCUCUUUAGUUCUUUUUUUUUUUUUAUCAUGAUUUUAUUUGUAUUGACAAAUAUUUUUUCUCAAUUUUCUUUUGUUGAUACACCUUUUGUUUUUCUUCCUCCUAUUCCUCAUGAAGUCAUUCCUCCUCCUCCUCCUCCCGUUGUACCUUGCAGUGUGAUAUCCUUGGAAAUAAGGUGGUUUAUUGUUUUCUUGGUUGCUCACAAGAAUCUGAUCUGGCAAACCCUUCAAGUAUUGGCUCCCCUCAUGAUUGUCGUUUUUUAUAUCAUGUGGUUGACAGUAUGUGACGUUUGGUUCAUCAUCAACCUCGCGUUUGAUGCCUUUGCCUCUGUCACCACUGCACCGAUUGUUGCUUCGCGCCCGGUGAGGUUGGCUUCCGCUUCUCCUUCUUGUCGUCCUCCUCAACCCAUUAUCACCACUUCAUCGAUUGUUGCUUCGCGCCCGAUGGAGUUGGCUUCCACUUCUCCUUCUUAUCAUCCUCCUCUACCCGUUACCACCACUUCAUCGAUUGUUGCUUCGCGCCCGAUGGAGUUGGCUUCCGCUUCCCCUCGUCUUCCUUCUCUUUCUCAAGUUCCUUCUCGACCUCCCACCACUUUACUGAUUGAUGCUUCACCCACAGUAAAGUUGGCUUCCGUUUCUCCCCCUCUUUCUCCUUGUCUUCCUCCUCCUCAAGACAAUCAUCAAGAAAAAGAAGCAGACAUCAUCUCGCCCACUGUGGACGAUGUCUGUGAUUUGUCUGUUGGACUGGUGCCUGACGUUUCUCUUCCUCCAUAUGCGCCAUUGGGUUCCCUUGAUGUCUCUGCCCCUCUACAAGAUCAAGUGUUGUUCCCUUUGGCCCAUUACACAAACGUCAUCUCUUUUCCUUCUCCUUUUUCCUUCUUCUUUUCUCCUUCCUUUGGUGUUCGUCGUUCUUCCUUCCGUUCCGUGUGUCGCCCUGUUUUCAAAGAUGUGAAACGCAUCCACUGUCGUGGUGUCCAUCGCGUUGCAUCUGGAGGUGUUCGCCGUGUUGCUUGUGGUCGCUCUCGUCGACUGGUGUUUACGCGUGUUUGGCACCUUGCUGGUCGUCCUCGUCUUUCUGCUGGUGUUUCUCGUCCUCCUUUUGCCACUGGUGUUCCUCAUCCACUUCCCUCUGCUGAUGUUGUUCUUCCUCCUUCCUCCGGUGUUCGCCGUUCCCCUCUUCGUGGUGUAUAUCGUCAUCGUUAUCAUGAUCGCCGUCGUGUGCAUUUCCGCGGUGACCAUUAUACAUCAUCUCCUUCCAUCCGUCAUGUCACCCUCGGUCACUCUUAUCGCCUUGCUUUUCGCCUUGCCUGGAUAUUUGGAUAUGGUAAUGGCAAUCAUCCAUUUGUCAGGAUUCGACAUCGGUCUUCUGCUUCUCCUUCCCUUGUCGUUCCUUCUCCUUCAACGGAUGAUGUCCCAUCUUCAAAUACCGCCCCUUCACCUGUUGCUGCUGUCUCCCCAUCCAAUGAUGAUGCUGUUCCUCCCUCAAAUCAACCUACGCACAUCAUUCCCUCUUCUUCACCUUCUCGUACCGAUCCUCCAAAAGCAGCAACAAUCCAUUCUCCUCGUCCUCGACCUUCCGGACGUGAACUAGUCUUUGGACCUGCCAUCCGUCAACCUCUCAUCCCAGAAAGUGUUCGACAAGCACUUUUGGGAAAGCUUGCGUAUGGUCCUUCUAGUUCCUCCGAUCCUACCUUGGCAUCAUCCUCCUCCAAGCCAUCUCCUGAACGUGUGACUCAGCCAAGUGUUCCUAAAGAUGUCCCUCCUACUUGCUGUGACAUUAGCCGAAAAAGAAAAGCAGAGGCCGACCUGGAUGCACGACCUAUCCCCAAGAUCAUUCCUCGUACAUCGACAUCAUCAUCAUCAUCAUCAUCAUCAUCAGCAUCAACAUCAUCAUCAUCAUCAUCAUCAUC
This is a messenger RNA of Halteromyces radiatus, 1943 nucleotides long. RefSeq lists its product as uncharacterized. The transcript has 13 exons. NCBI's taxonomy places the organism in Eukaryota, Fungi, Mucoromycota, Mucoromycetes, Mucorales, Cunninghamellaceae. The annotation marks the transcript as partial. The record is from RefSeq and is a predicted model, not a curated record.